CUCAAUCAUAAAACGAGUUCGCAUCGACAAAAUCCGACGUGGCGAAACACGAUUGGCUAAAACAACCAAAGGCUGAAGAUGAUUGGUUAGUUUCGCAACGAACACGUUGCAAAGCGUAGAUUCGACUCCAUGAGUCAAGUCUUCGCGGAAUCACUUCCACGCCUGUCACUGUAAAAGCUCCGUCGUAACUGAAGAAGCGAUUCCACAACACAUUCAUACGCCAAACGCGACAUAACACAUUUCGUUUUUCAUCACAAACCCUAAUUCACAUCGAGAUCCGAACGAGUAUAGUAGAGUUUCGGAGAGAUCCGAAUCUUCAAUGGCGCAUCGAAGAGCCAAAUUGCUGUUCCUUCUCUGCGCUCUUUGUUAUGCACUCAAUUCCUUUGCCGCAAAGAGCUAUUACGAUAUACUGCAAGUGUCGAAGAGUGCGGGGGAUGAUCAGAUUAAGAGAGCGUAUAGGAAACUGGCAUUGAAGUAUCAUCCUGAUAAGAAUCCGGGGAAUGAAGAAGCUAAUAAGAAAUUCGCGGAGAUUAACAAUGCAUAUGAAGUGUUGUCCGAUAGCGAGAAGAGAAAUAUUUAUGAUAAGUACGGUGAAGAGGGUUUGAAGCAGCAUGCGGCUGGUGGAGGAAGAGGUGGUGGGAUGAACAUGCAGGAUAUUUUUAACUCUUUCUUUGGUGGGGGAUCAAUGGAGGAAGAAGAGAAAAUUGUGAAAGGUGAUGAUGUUAUUGUUGAUUUGGAUGCAACCCUCGAAGAUUUGUACAUGGGUGGUUCCUUGAAGGUCUGGAGGGAGAAAAAUGUUGUAAAGCCAGCACCUGGGAAAAGACGCUGUAACUGCAGAAAUGAGGUUUAUCACAGGCAAAUUGGGCCUGGAAUGUUUCAACAGAUGACAGAGCAGGUCUGUGACCAAUGUGCUAAUGUGAAAUAUGUAAGGGAGGGAUAUUUCGUCACAGUUGAUAUUGAGAAAGGCAUGCAAGAUGGCCAGGAGGUGCUAUUUUAUGAGGAUGGUGAGCCCAUAAUUGAUGGAGAAUCUGGAGAUUUAAGGUUUCGCGUACGUACCGCACCUCAUGAUCUUUUCAAAAGGGAGGGCAAUGACUUACACACCACUGUCACUAUAACUCUGGUUCAAGCCCUUGUUGGUUUUGAGAAGACACUUAAACACCUUGAUGAACAUCUAGUGGAUAUAAGCGCAAAGGGAAUCACAAAUCCAAAACAAGUGCGGAAGUUCAAAGGAGAGGGUAUGCCAUUGCAUAUGAGCAAUAAGAAAGGAGAUCUUUACGUCACAUUUGAAGUUCUGUUCCCCACCACACUUACAGAGGAACAAAAAACAAGUAUAAAAACAAUUCUUGCUUAGAAUACAUUAAGGAUACGUGCUAUUUCGCUCAUCAUGUCCUCAAUAUAUUAUGAGUAGGAGGUUUUGUUGUAAGUUGCAGCAAACACAUGCCUUGGGCUUCUCGCCAAUAUUUUUUGUUAGUUAACAAAUAGAUACCCCUUGUUUAACUAUUUUUGUUGUUGAUAGUGAUGCGUCGCCUAUGAUCCUUGUCUUUCCAUGUCAGUGCCUUAUUACGGUGCUAUUUUAAUAGGACACUAGCUGAAAGAAAAACAUACAUGUAUUAGUUUCCUUUGCGUUUGCAAUGGGUCAUUUUGUAA
Vicia villosa (hairy vetch) is the source of this 1647-nucleotide messenger RNA. RefSeq names its product dnaJ protein ERDJ3B-like. Gene Ontology annotation, biological process: protein folding. The record is from RefSeq and is a predicted model, not a curated record. Lineage: Eukaryota; Viridiplantae; Streptophyta; Magnoliopsida; Fabales; Fabaceae. The transcript has 10 exons. Bases 320 to 1351 code for a protein of 343 amino acids.